AUGCGGAGUUAUGCCAAAUUCAUGAAGGAUAUUAUAUCAAAGAAGAGGAAAUUGGGCGAACAUGAGAUAGUGAAAUUAUCCGAAGAAUGCAGUGCUAUUUUGCAGAGGAAGCUACCACCUAAGCUAAAGGAUCCAGGGAGUUUUACUAUACCUUGCACUAUUGGAACCAUUUACUUUGAAAAAGCUUUAUGUGAUUUAGGAUCCAGUAUUAAUCUAAUGCCUUCUUCUGUUGCUAAACAUAUUGGGUUGGGGGUAAUUAACCCAACCACUGUUUCUUUGCAGAUGGCGGACAGGUCCAUAACAUAUCCCAGAGGCAUAAUUGAGGAUGUGUUAAUCAAAGUUGAUAAGCUCAUUUUUCCAACAGAUUUUUUGAUUUUAGACAUGGAAGAAGAUGCCGAAACCCCUAUUAUCUUAGGCCGCCCCUUUCUAAAAAUCGGGAAGACAUUAAUUGAUGUGGACAAAGGUUUAUUAAUUUUGCGAGUGGCUGAUGAGCAGGUGACCUUCAAUGUCUUUGAAGCAACAAAGUACCCAGUGGAAUCAGACUCUUGCUUCCGAGUGGAUAUAGUGGAAAAAGUUGUCUCUGAAAAAUUUAAAGAAGAACAUCCAUGUGAUCCAUUGGAGGCUUGCCUUGUGCAUUCUGUUACUACUGAGCAUGAGGAUCCUAAAAUUUCUGAGAUGGUGUACUUUUGGAAGCAAUGA
Prunus dulcis (almond) is the source of this 699-nucleotide messenger RNA. RefSeq lists its product as uncharacterized. The coding region runs from base 1 to 699 and encodes 232 amino acids. The record is from RefSeq and is a predicted model, not a curated record. NCBI's taxonomy places the organism in Eukaryota, Viridiplantae, Streptophyta, Magnoliopsida, Rosales, Rosaceae. The transcript has a single exon.